Messenger RNA from Paramecium octaurelia, 1157 nucleotides. The record is from the annotation of a GenBank genome assembly. Lineage: Eukaryota; Ciliophora; Oligohymenophorea; Peniculida; Parameciidae.
AUGGAUUCAAUUAAUAGUGGAAUUGAAAUAACUGUAUUGUAUUCAAUAGUCACUGAUCGUGCCUUAGAUGUUUAACUCGACAAAAUACAUUUUCAUAUUAACAAUAUUUAAUAAGUUUGCAUUCAACUAAAUACUUUAUCAAACCUGAAAAUUAAAGGUAUAUUUGGAUGUCAGAAAAAUGUAGAAAAAGAAAUUUAGAAUGAGUUUAAGAAAGAAAUAGAUUUAACUGAAUUAUUGUAAUAAUCAGAAAAAGGAAAUCUUAUUGUUAUAAAAUUAUCAGAUGUUCUGUUAUUUUGCUUGAUAUUACCAAUUUCAUUCUUCACAAAAAGACCUAUUUAAGAAAAAUCAAUAGAAAUUGUGUUAUUUAGAAUUCUGCAUGAUUUUACUGAUAGCAUAAAAUUAUGUUUAGAUGAAAUUGUUUUCACGAAUUGGUAUCAUGGAGACUUGAUACCCUUUAAUGCUUAAUCAUUAGUAAGACGUGAUUAUGAUUUUGCAGAAUUUAAUAAUCAAGAUAUUUAAAUUUAUCAAUGCUAAUAUUCUGGUCUUUAAAAUGACAUUGGAAGCUGGUAAAUUAUUAAUUCUUAAUCCACAAUCCCCUAAAUUUAUAUAAUAAAAAGAUUAGAAAAGAUUAAAAUAGAAGACUUAUAUAGCACUUUUAACUCAUUUACUUAGGCCUUGUUGAUUCAAAUUAUCACCAAAUAAAAUCAUUGUAUAAUCCCUUUGAUUAAUUCAUUUAAAAAGGAGCAUUAAAGUGAUAAAAUUAGAACUCUUCUAAAUGAACUAUCAUUAAAAUUAAAUGAGGAAAUUAAAGAACAAAGGAAAACUCUAGUCUAAAAAAUCUUUAAAGAGUUAUAACGUUGGUUUAUUGGACGUAUUUUCUAGGACAACUCAAAAUAGCCAAAAGCAGAAGAGAUUGUGUAAUCAAUAUUCUAGUCAGUUGAAUUUAUUGAAAAUUAGCAACUACCUUUUAAAUUCCCGGACUCUUAAGAAUAUUAGAAAUAUACAAAGUAGUUUAAUGAACAUUUUGGGAUUAUUAAUAAAUAAUUUAAGCAAAUAUAGGGUGAAUUUAAAAAUUUGAUAGAUGAAUUAUAUUUCGAAUUAUGUCAGCAAUCAAUGUAUUCAGUUAAGAAAAUUAAUUUAAGAAGCUGUCGUAAUGA